Molecule: messenger RNA, 639 nt
Organism: Lycium barbarum (goji berry)
Lineage: Eukaryota; Viridiplantae; Streptophyta; Magnoliopsida; Solanales; Solanaceae
Product: basic blue protein-like
Exons: 2
Coding region: 74-442 (122 amino acids)
Cellular component (GO): plasma membrane
Molecular function (GO): electron transfer activity
Source: RefSeq, a predicted model, not a curated record
CUCAAUUGGAACAACAACACUAAGAUCCUUCAUUCUAAUCUCUUUUGCAUAUCUAGUUAAUAUCCAUUUCAAAAUGUCUCGAGGAAACAAAGUUGCCAUUGUUGCUCUAGCUAUGAUUCUGUGCAUCUUAUUCCAAACCAGCAUUUCAAAUGCAGACACAUUUCCUGCUGGUGGCGCUAACGGUUGGGGUUUCAACAUGAAUGGCUGGCCUAAUGGGAAGACUUUCAAGACUGGUGAUGUCAUUGAGUUUAAAUACACACCCGGCGUGCACAAUGUGGUGAAAGUGAGCAAAGCAGGAUAUGACUCCUGUGAUGGUAGUGGAGGACAAGUUUUUAAUUCAGGAGACGACAAAGUAGCACUUGCACAAGGGCUAUCGUAUUUCAUUUGUACCAUAGGACCACAUUGCUCUAAUGGUGUCAAGGCUGCUGUCACGGCCAAUUAACAUUGCUCUAAUGGUGUCGAGGCUGCUGUCACGGCCAAUUAAUUUACACCAAAUUUAGUAGUCUUAUUUCAUUUUGAUUGUUGUACUUUGGAGAGUACCAAUAAUAUAAAAUGUUUUAUUUCAUGGUCCAUAUAUAUGUAUUUUGCUUGUGGAGUACUUGAAUGGAAAAAAAAAAAACUACCAUAAUUAUUUUGUCA